Messenger RNA from Toxorhynchites rutilus septentrionalis, 661 nucleotides. RefSeq names its product leptin receptor gene-related protein. Gene Ontology annotation, biological process: late endosome to vacuole transport via multivesicular body sorting pathway. Lineage: Eukaryota; Metazoa; Arthropoda; Insecta; Diptera; Culicidae. The record is from RefSeq and is a predicted model, not a curated record. Bases 36 to 374 code for a protein of 112 amino acids. The transcript is spliced from 4 exons. Gene Ontology annotation, cellular component: endosome.
GUUCCUUCAACAAAUCAGUUAUCGUCUUGCUGGCGAUGCUCGGCUCGAUCGGGAUGACCAUGAUCAUCCUGGCGUGUGCGCUUCCCACAUUCAAGGUUUGGUGGCCAUUCUUUGUAGUGCUGUUCUACCUGAUAUGUCCAAUACCGACGUUGAUUGCCAAACGAAACCAAUCGGACGAUGACGAUUCGCGGAUCACCAACUCGAUGUUUGCCACUAUCGGAAUUGUCAUCAGCAGCUUCGCUCUUCCGAUAGUUCUCGCCAGAGCGUCAGUGAUCCAUUGGGGUGCGUGCUAUUUAACAUCAGCUGGCAACGUAAUCGCUUACAUCACUAUACUGGGCUACUUCUUUGGGUACGAAUCGGGAGAUUCCUGGUAGAAGAAACACUAAAUAUUAAAGAUAUGAAAACAUAUUCCACUAUUCGUUUUUCGUUUUCCUAGAGGCAAACGUUUAGUUCAUUUUUUUGUUGUUGUAAAAACCUAUGCGCAGUUCAGUUCACUAAAUAUAAUAAUGUGUAUUUAUAUUAAUUUCUUUAGGUUCUUAAUUCGAAACAGGUGAUUUUUUUCCGUUCAAUAAGUUUUCGAUCAGAAAGGAGAACGUAAUACUAUCAAAGAAUUCGCGAAAUAAUAAGAAAUAUUCAAUAAAACCUGAUUAAUAAUUUAUAA